CAGAAGAUUGUCCCAGCUAUUCCACUCCUACCCAGCACCGCUGCUGCUACCCCCCGCAAACAGGGCGAAACAGACAACCACCAUGGCAAUGGGGGCAAUGACUACGAGUACGAAGACGUGGAGGAAGAAGAGGACAUGAAUGUAACCCUCAAUAAUAUGUCAACUAAGACACUCACUAACUUGGCAUCCUACCCUAACCCCAUGCAAAAGGCUGCACAGAAAGUUCUCACCAAAGCUAGACAGGCACCUCCAGUACCGCAUCAUCAAGUUUCGGACUCCAUCUCGCAGAACGGUAGCGGUUUGAAUAUUCCACCUGGUUUCGGCCCUAGAAAUAUUCGAUCUGACCCAGUUGGCGUCGAGAGCCUAUUUCAGUCUGAUAGAUUCGACGGGCGUAACCAUAAUCAGCAUCAAGCCCCUCUUCAUCUAAACCUUACGACAACUACUGCCCGAGAGCACGAUUCUUACCCAGCCGUCUUGUCCAGGGGACCAGGCGCUCCGCAACCCCUAACUGCGGGUCCUCCUGGGCAACGUCACUUCCAGCCCUCGGCCUUCGACGGAGCCCCGAGUUCGCUGCGGAAAGGGUUUGAGAAGGCUCACGAGUUCGACACCUUCGGUGACGGCCUUCCUCGCCAUCAGCCUUUCUCAUCAUUCCAGUCCCAGCAACCUAUGCAGCCUACACCUCGACAGCCCACCCCUUCAUACAAGAGUGAGACUUUCUCCUCUACCCACCCCCCUGCAUUAUGUCUGAGCAAAGAGAGCAACGCUAGCAUCAGGAUUGUUGACACGCUCACCUAUGAGAAAGCCAAGACGUUCUUUCCAAAAGGGCUUCCCCCGGACUUCAACUUUCACACCCAGCCAGUGGCUGAUGAUUGGGCAGAGAAACAUAUGAAGGAGGAGGAAAAGAAGGAGAAGCUUGAGAAAAGCAAAUUACUAUGGCAGCAGACGCCCGAAUUCCAAGUAUCUCACAAGGAUAAGCUCGAUCGAGACUUCUACAACGGGAACUACAUGAUCAAUAAGAACUUGAGAGUAGCGAUCCACGAUAAGUACACCCGUGAUAUAACACGUUCCCUUGGUUCUAAGUCUCAGGAAUACCAAGAUUCCUUGAAGCUUAAGCCCGAGAAUAAGGUUGAGGGCCGUUAUAUCUCGGUUGAGGACGCCAACUCGAUCCCCACGCAUGAGCACGCUGAGCCGCUCCUAAGCGUGUUGUACCAAUCUCUGGAAAGAAACCAGGGGCUCUUCUCGCAGCAGAAACCCCCGAACAAUGGUAGACUGCGCUAGAUCUCUUCCAUGGAGAAUUCACAACAGCUUAAGAUGAUUAGAGCAUCUAGGUAUAGAUAUCCAAGUCGUGGACUUGGCAACUACGCGAAUAAGAGACACAGGUGGAAUCAUUAUUACAAGGAUUGGACCAUACAAUCUAAGUAGUUGAAGGGAUAUGCAUGAGGCAACGUCUGGAAAAGAAGAAGAGAUUGUGGAAGAAAAGAGUGCGAAAGGCACUUUAUUGAUGAUGCAGAUCCACUAGGGGGUUUUCGAGGAUAAUCAGCUUGUAUUCUUCAAGGAUCUCGGAAGCAUACGAAGACCGCAUCGCAGCGGAGUUUUGGAUUAGAAGGUUGUGCUCUCGCGUGUGCAUCACGUCUACAGGACAGUAAUGGGCAUUGACCGGUUGUAUCAGGAUGGAAUCUUCUUCUCUAAUCGAACGAGGGUACUGAGCUUUGUAUGUACAAAAUUGCUUUGGCAAUCGUUGAUCAAUGAUUUCAUAUUCUUUGUGGUUUA
Messenger RNA from Daldinia decipiens, 1770 nucleotides. RefSeq lists its product as uncharacterized. Lineage: Eukaryota; Fungi; Ascomycota; Sordariomycetes; Xylariales; Hypoxylaceae. The transcript has a single exon. The coding region runs from base 136 to 1278 and encodes 380 amino acids. The record is from RefSeq and is a predicted model, not a curated record.